Molecule: messenger RNA, 559 nt
Organism: Gordionus sp. m RMFG-2023
Lineage: Eukaryota; Metazoa; Nematomorpha; Gordioida; Chordodea; Parachordodidae
Exons: 5
Coding region: 49-468 (139 amino acids)
Source: RefSeq, a predicted model, not a curated record
CAUUCUUCUUUUACCAGUAGCCCAAGGGCUCAGCUUUAUCAGGACGCAAUGGGUGUUGUACACUGCUCUGAUUUUUCCCAAGCUAAUCAAAAUAUGACUGAAACGAUUAACCUACCAGCUUCCAAUACAGAAAACACUCAACUAUAUGCAAUCAAAUUAUCUUCAUCUCAAAUUAUUUCAAAAAAUAUGUUAGGCGCUCAAGUUAAGAUACCAGAGACAACAAACUUAUAUUCCCAAUAUCAUUUUCAAAAUAUACCUAAAAAUUUAGGCCCUCAGUCAAAAACUAUUCCAGCUAGUAUAUUUUGUGUUUUAAUUUUUAUUAUAUAUAAAAUAAAAAUAGCAUUCGAAUUCUCUUUAUCUCAAAAUAUUUCAAAAAAUAUCUUAGGCACUCAAAUUAAGCUACCAAAUACAACCAAAACUUUAGACUACACUGGAUAUUCUCUUCAAAAUCUUUCAAAAUUUUUUUAGGAAACCAUAAAUAAAACAAAUAGUUAUUAUAUAUUUAGAAUGUUUAUAUUAAAUUUAAAAAUAUAUAAGAACCAAAUACAAUCUAAUAGAG